This is a messenger RNA of Linum trigynum, 2034 nucleotides long. The record is from the annotation of a GenBank genome assembly. NCBI's taxonomy places the organism in Eukaryota, Viridiplantae, Streptophyta, Magnoliopsida, Malpighiales, Linaceae.
AUCAAAACAAACAUAAUUUAGGGUUCCACAAAUUUCGGAAUGUACAGAAGAGAGCGAAAAUGGGUGAGAAAGAACUAAGAAGCACAUCUUUGGUUUUCUCGAAUAUUGUUGGUUAUGGAAUCGAGGACAGAUCGUCGGAGGAGCGUUUGGGACGAGGAAGCAGUUGGGUCUCUGUUCAGGUGGAGGGAACGGUAGGUCAUGCGGAGGGAGAAGUUGUAUCGGCGGAGGGAGGAGCUGGCCUGGCGGAUGGAGAAUAUUGCCCGAGAAAAAGGUACGGCGGAGGAGAGGAGCCCUCGACGGUCGCCGGAAGGGAGCUCCGACUGUCAGCUGGAUGGUAGAUUCUCUUGAGAAGAAGACUCGAAGGUAUUUUUGGACCGUGGUUGGAAGAGAACUCGUUUAGGGAUGGCAAUAGAGAGAGACGAUGAAUUGGGGGUGUUUGGGUAAUUUUCGGUACUAGUUAACGGAGAGAUAACAGAUUUUUUGACAGAAGGGCAUUUUUGCUAUGUCGUAAUAGUACAGGGGCAUGUUUGUGCAAAAUCAUAGUAUAAGGGCACAUUCGUUAAAACACAAUAAUACAAGGGCAUAAAAUACUAUUAACCCAUUAAAAUAUGAUUCGCAAUUAAGAAUAAAUUAAUUUCUUUUUUUGUGAUAAUUUCUUUUUUCAUUUUUUAUAAUUAUAAUUUUUUUUAUAAUGAUGUGUAAUUUCUAAAAAUUUAUUUUUUAUUUUUUAAAUUUUUUUUAUUUGCCAAGUCACACAUUUAACGGUCAACUGUCAGAGUUGACCGCCACGUCAGUCAAAGUUAACGGAGGUUAACGGAGAGUGACCGAACUUGAACUGUUCAACUAAUUCAAGUGACUAUAGAUGGAAUAAAUUAAUUUGAGUGGCAAACGUGAAAUUUUAUAGCAAUUCGAGUGACCAAACUUGCAAUUAAGCCUUCUUUUAUAUUAUCCAAACCUAUCGAAACACUAAAAAUUAGUCAAAUGUUAAAUUCUAGUUAGCAAUUUUGUUAAUAAUACUGACUUGACAACAUGAUACUUACUCGACAUUCCAAACUUUUAGUAUUUUAACUAAAAAAAGAGUUGCCAAAUUAUUAACGGUAGCGUAAAAAGGCUAAUAUUUUGAUGCAUUAUGAAAGAUUUGGAUAAUUAAUAGAAUUUUAAUAAGUUUGGAUAAUAUAAAAGAAUCUGAAAAAAGUUUGGAUAAAAAUAGGCAUUACCUUUAAAAAAAUCCCUUUCAACUCACAAGUCGCCGUUUUGGGCAAAGAAAACGUGUACUUGUGUUUCUGUAAGUUAUUGUCGGUGAUAAAGCCCUGUAGCCAAAACCCCUAGUCUUCUUUAACUGAGUAGUUCCCCGACUUGCUGCUAGCUCAGAUUAGGCGAUCAUUUUUUGCCCGCCCACGAAUAGGAAUUUGGAGAAUAGAUCGAUUGGAUUACCUUGACCAAGAACACAUCUCCAACACCUCCAUUUUCAAGCCACCGGUGUCGAAAUCGAUUAACUUGUUGUUCACCAUGGUCAUCGCCGGGAGACCCACAAGGGAUGUUGGGAGAAAGUGGUGAGUAGUAGAUGGAAGCCACUUAUCUCCCCAUACCCGCACUAAGGCUCCAUUGCCGAUCCACCAUCUUAGUCCGCUAUAAAAGAAUUCUUGGACACUCAUCAAACUCCGCCAGAUAAAACUCACAUGUAGCCCACAUUAGCCUCCAGUAUCGAAGUAUUUUAAUAAUAUUUAUCUUUCAAUAGUUGGGCUAUCAGCGAGUCGCGACUCUACACUAGCUACGCAACUGCUUCGUGAGAAUGGCGGUAUUGAAGCCUCGCAAGUCGCGAAAGCCCAUGCACCCUUGAGGUUUUGUAGCGUUAGUUCUUCUCUACUAAGCAAAUGAUUAAUGCGCUCUGACCCUUUUUGCCCCCACUAGAACUUAUAUUUUUUUUCAGAAAUAACACUGUUGAACAAAUUUUUACAAAAAUAACAUCCAAUCUCGAAAAAUACCAAAAAUAGCACUCAUUCAUUCUCGUUGUAGUAAAGAGGUCUUAGAGAA